AUGCUUCAACUCUUCCAAACUGUCGAGGACCUCCCAGGUUCCAGCCUAUCCAAAUACUUCCACCACUCCAGCCAGCGCAAGGCUGAAGACAACGACCUGGUCCGCACCACAUCGCGCAGCGUCACGCCGCGAAAGAACACCAACACCAUGUCCGUCAAGUCUGCUGGAAACACUCCGGCUGCCACACCAGCUCAGUCGCGCGCUGCCUCUGUCGCGGCACCAGCAUCCAAGAGCCGAUCAACUUCGCGCAUGUCGAGGUCGAUGAGCAAGGGUUUCUUCGCCUUCUAA
This is a messenger RNA of Lecanosticta acicola, 288 nucleotides long. The record is from the annotation of a GenBank genome assembly. Lineage: Eukaryota; Fungi; Ascomycota; Dothideomycetes; Mycosphaerellales; Mycosphaerellaceae.